Molecule: messenger RNA, 1707 nt
Organism: Cucumis melo (muskmelon)
Lineage: Eukaryota; Viridiplantae; Streptophyta; Magnoliopsida; Cucurbitales; Cucurbitaceae
Exons: 2
Coding region: 1-1707 (568 amino acids)
Source: RefSeq, a predicted model, not a curated record
AUGGUGAACACUCAUAAGGGAACCUAUGCUGACAAGUCCUCUAAAGAAGUGCUUAAAGCCUCGAGUUCAAGAGCAACUGUGCAUGGUAUACGAGUUUAUAGGAGGCGCUUUAAAAGUACUCCGCCAGAGAGACCUUAUAGAAUUCCUUCUAAGAAAGCACAUGCAGACAUUGCUAGUGGUUCGACUAAAUCGGUACAUGAAGAAAUAGUUUCUGGGAAUGUUAUGAAAGAUGCUGAAACUGCACCAACUGUAUCUGAGGAUCAUCUCUCUGCCAUGGACUCUAAUGACCUAGAUGAUGUUCCUCUAGCCCGAUUAAUGAAGAAGGUUGCUGCACCUGAUGUUGUUUCUGAAAAAUCUGCUGAUCAUGCCUUGUCUGAUCAUACUCAGGAGAGUUCAUCGUCUGAGGACAUUGUUGCUUUGUCUGAUUCACAUGCUACUCCGCCUGUUGCAUCUAGCGUACUCGAAGAAGAAACUGAAGCUCGGAGUGAAGAAACCCCUUUUGAUAAUGUCGAUGAUGUUGAGCCUGUUGCCCCUGGUGAUCAUAAUGACGAAGUUUCUGUUACUGAUACUGUCGAUCUAAGUGCUCAACAAGAAACUCCAUCAGUUCCUACAGAACCAAAGCCAUCUAGGAAGAAAGGUCAACAAAUUCGACGAAACAUUACUACCAAAGCUGGUAGAAAGAAAAGUCCUCUCAAUAUUCCAUCAAUCCCAAUUGAUGGUAUAUCAUUUCAUCUUGAGGAAAACGUACAACGUUGGAAAUUUAUUGUGCAACGGAGGAUGGCAGACGAGGUAAAUAUUUCAGACAAACAUCAUUCAUGUGUGAGUAUUAUGAAUCUGAUUGAGAAGGCUGGAUUGUUUACAACUAUUUCGGAUGUGGGCCCGUUUUAUCCUCAACUUAUUAGAGAAUUUAUAGUUAAUUUGCCAGCUAAUUUCAAUGACCCUAGUAGCCUGGAUUAUCAGACGAUUCAUAUUAAGGGCUUUAAAUUUACAAUUUCUCCUACUGUGAUAAAUGGUUUUCUGGGAAAUGUUGUUUCAAUUAACUUUUCUCCAUCAUCCUCGUCAACUGAUAUUUUGGCUUCUGUAUUGUCUGGAGGGAUAUUAUCCUCGUGGCCUGUGAAUGGUAUACCUGCAGUUGCUCUAAGUGUUAAGUAUGUCAUACUGCAUAAGAUUGAUAUUGCCAAUUGGUUUCCUUCAUCCCAUGCCUCUAGUGUUUUUGCUGCGUUAGGCACAUUUUUGUAUUGCAUCUACAAUGAUGACAGGGUAGACGCUGGUGCAUUUAUCGAUAAUCAACUGUUAAGGCAUGUUGGAUCAUUUGGGGUCAAGCUUCCGAUUGCUCUACCAAGGUUCUUUUUCGGUUUACUGCUCCACUUAAAUCGGUUUACUGCCUCGGAUGCAUCUGGUCUUGAUCCUAAGACAUUAGCACUAAGCUACAGACUCUUUCAGAACAGUCAUGUGCCUGACAUAGAUCAUUAUGUGCAUUCGUCUCGAGGGCCUCGAUUGUUUGAUACGGCAGACUGGGAUGAAGCUACUGAUGGGUUCAUUGUUGAUAGGGAGUUGGCUUCAAGAAUUCUUAAUUUCCUUACAACUGAGUCUCGUUCGCUAUUUACUGUCAUUAGUCUGAUGUCUGAACGACGUUUGGAAAUCAAUUCUCUUAUUCGUCAUCUGAAGACUUUUGCUCCAUCCUCAUUGAAGGGACCCCAGUGCUGA